Molecule: messenger RNA, 453 nt
Organism: Recurvomyces mirabilis
Lineage: Eukaryota; Fungi; Ascomycota; Dothideomycetes; Mycosphaerellales; Teratosphaeriaceae
Gene: atp9
Product: ATP synthetase subunit 9
Exons: 3
Coding region: 1-453 (150 amino acids)
Biological process (GO): proton transmembrane transport; proton motive force-driven ATP synthesis
Molecular function (GO): proton transmembrane transporter activity
Source: RefSeq, a predicted model, not a curated record
AUGGCCUCCGGCGCUGCCAUGCGCAUGUCGAGCCGUCGCUUUUUGAGCACCCAGAGCUCCUCGACUUCCCGUCUCCCCAGCACCCUUCUCCAGAACACCCGCUCGCCCAUCGCCGCCGCCAGCCGCAAUGGCCUCCUGAUGAACAAUGCCCGCAACAACAUCACCCGCAACCUCAUGCGUAACGGCCAGCAGACCCGCGGUGUCGUCGCUGAGACCAUGACCACUGCCAUCGUGGUCGCUGCUAAGAUGCAGGGUGCUGGUUUGGCUACCGUCGGUCUUACCGGCGCUGGUGUGGGUAUCGGCACGGUUUUCGCUGCCCUGAUCAACGGUGUGGCUCGUAACCCAUCUCUCCGCGGUCAACUCUUCUCGUACGCCAUUUUGGGUUUCGCCUUCGCUGAGGCCACUGGUCUGUUCGCGCUCAUGAUUGCGUUCUUGAUCCUCUACGCUUACUAG